Platichthys flesus (European flounder) is the source of this 3426-nucleotide messenger RNA. It is a transcript of the gene sh2b1, whose product is annotated as SH2B adaptor protein 1. Gene Ontology annotation, cellular component: plasma membrane. Gene Ontology annotation, biological process: intracellular signal transduction. Gene Ontology annotation, molecular function: transmembrane receptor protein tyrosine kinase adaptor activity. Bases 628 to 3285 code for a protein of 885 amino acids. The transcript has 11 exons. The record is from RefSeq and is a predicted model, not a curated record. Lineage: Eukaryota; Metazoa; Chordata; Actinopteri; Pleuronectiformes; Pleuronectidae.
AGAAUCUUACGCGUUAGCUGCUGUCGGAGGAUUCAAUGUGUGGAGGUCUGAGCCCGAGCUGCCUCAGGGUCUGACCCGCACUCAGGCCACCGACCCGGGGGACAAGCACGGCCACGACCCUCGGCUCCGGAGCCCACGGCAGUGAUUGAGGAGUUUCACCUGUGAGACCUCCAGGUGCAGGGAGGAGGAGGAGGAGGAGGAGGAGGAGGAACUGCACCUCCUCCUAGUACUGCGUUCAGUCCUGCUGCAGAUACUAUCAGGGUACAAAUACACGACUCUACUGCACCAGGAUGAAGCCGAGCUUCUCUGGAUCUCCUGUGACCGACGAAGGGCCCGAUCUUCUGACUCCUGCUCAGCUCCUCCUCUCCCCGCUCCCGUUUCCGGGCUGAAACUCAUUUUCUUGAAUUGUAAUAAUAAUGUAGCAGAGGCCUGUGGAGCUGUUUGACCUCGUGGGUCUGGAGGGCGUCUCUUCAACGUUUCUCAUGAAGUUCAGACCUCACGUGAAUCUGUAGACGAUCAGACCAAUGUGACUCCGUCAGUCUCCUGUGCAUCACUUCCGGUCUCUGUUGAAUGUUUAACGUGAACUGACGACCUUCAGGUGCGUCAGCGCCACCCCCCCGUCUGAGGAUGAACGGCUCUCUUUUAACCCCGCCCAGCCCGCGGGCAGCCACCUCCUCCCCAUUACCCCCCUCACCCUCCCCAUCUCCAUCUCCUCCAUCUCCCUCCAUGCUGCCCCUGACCCCGCGGCCCCCCCCUCUCCCGCCUCUCGUGAGCCCUCCACCCCAGGCCCACCCCUCCUCCCUCUCAGACACCCCCACUCCCUCCCCCUCCCCUUGCCUGAGCUGGACCGAGUUCUGUGAGCUUCAUGCACGCGUUGCUGCCGGUGACUUCGCACGUCACUUCCGGGCUUUUCUCCAGGAGAACCCGCACUACUCCCCCGACUCAGCAGCCGCCUUCUGCCGGCGCUUUACCGACCGCUUUGUCCGUCACUUCCAGAGCGAACUGGAGGGGGCGCUCCCGCCCAGUUGUGCUUCUGGAAGGGACGAACUGAUGACCUGGGCUCCCCAGUCAGAUGCGACCUCGCUGGAAGAAGAGGCGGUCUCGCCCCUCUCAGCCACGGGGGGUGUGGUGCUCCCGUGCCCCCCUCUCAGCAUGAUGCGGGCUCUGUCCAAGCCGGUGCCCACACGGCUGGUGUUGGAGAACCGCAUCGAUGACAGGUUUCAAGAUUCUUAUGCCCACGGCCAAGUGCUCCCGCCAUCGUCCUCUUCGUCGUGCUGCUCAUCAGUGGGGGGGAACAACGGCAGGCGUGAAGAGAGGGGGGCCAUGAUCGCCCCCGGGAAUGGGGAAGCACCCGUUGAGGAAGAGGAGGACAGCUGGCUCGGGGUGUCGUCUGUUGGAGAGGAUCCUGAUACAGAGGAGCGGGAAGCGGAGUCUACCGAGGUGGAUAAUGCUGACUCCUCCCACACUUCUCAGAUUCCACCUUCCCCCUCCUCCGACACGCCUCCGCCGGACUCCAAAGGUAACGGCACGCCCAACUCCUCCAAAAACAAACUGAAGAAGCGCUUCUCCCUGCGGAGUGUUGGUCGUAGUGUUCGGGGGAGCGUCCGUGGGAUCCUGCACUGGAGGAGCUCCUCCAGCGACUCGGCCCAGAGCCAGCUGCCCUCCAGCUACAGCUACACGAUGGGUGUGCAGGACGCUACUUUGGUUUCAACCUCCAAGAGGAACUCUGGCACGCAGCCCCCCACACCCACCUCCUCAAUGCCAGUCUCUCUGUCCAUGCCCCUUUCCCUCCCCCACUCCUCUUCCUCCUCUCUGCCGCCCUCGUCUUCAAGCAGCGCCACCUCUCUGUCUCUGUCCGAGGCGGCUCGAGAUCGGCGGCGUAGCAACGGGGAAGGAGGCGAGAAGGAGAAGUGGAGUCAUCGGCUGGAGAAACUCAGACUGUCGCGAUCCCCUCCUCCUGUCCUCACCCCCACCUCCUCCUGUGCUUACUCCACCUCCUCCACGCUGCCUCCGAGCAGCGCCGCCGCCGCCGCCAUGGGGCCGCCAAGGAGGGUGGGCCGACUGGUGCGGGAGGGGGGGGUGAGCGUCAGCUCGUCCAGCGACGAGUUAAGUGGAAGCCACGGCUUCUCUGGCUUCUCAUUCAGUUUGUUGCAUCACGGUACGGACAACAACAACGCUGCCUCGGCGUCGUCCGCGGCGGCUCAGAGUCCGGUGCAGCCUCUGAUCAGCGGGGGGAGCGUGCCCUGGAGAGGGGGGCGCUGGCACAAGUGUCGUCUGGUCCUCCGAGAGCGCGACAGAGAGGGCGGUGAGCGGGGGGAGGAGUACUACCUGGAGUUCUUCAUUCCACCUAAAUCGUCGAAGCCCCGGCUGACGGUCCCGUGCUGCUCCAUCGUGGACGUGAGGAGCACCACGGCCCUGGAGGUCCCUGACAAGGAGAACACGUUUCUGCUGCAGCUGGAAGCGUCAGCGCAGUAUGUGAUCGAGACGCGAGACGCUGUUCAGAUGAGAGCCUGGCUGAGCGACAUCAGGAACGGCAUCUGUCUCAGCGAGCAGGACGAUGCAGAGGGAGGGUGCGGUGGCCCGUUAGACAUCAGUGGAACUCCUGAGGUUGUGGACCGUCUGUCACAAGUGUUAUACGGAGGCAUCGGAGGCUCCUCACCGCUGAUGGAUCCUCUUCCACCGGAGCUGCCGCCUCGAGCCCCUCUCGACGAACCAGACGGCCGGAUUCUUGGUGGAGGCGGGGCUAGUCUGGGCACACCCUUUGCAGAGACGCCAGAUGCCACAGGGUCCUUCCUGUUCUCUGAGGUGACGUCGGCCGAUGCCGUGGAGCACCCUCUCAGCGAGUGUCAGUGGUUUCACGGAACCCUGUCUCGCCUCAAAGCUGCUCAGCUGGUGUUGGCCGGAGGCCCGGCGAGCCACGGCGUCUUUCUGGUUCGCCAGAGCGAGACACGGCGCGGAGAAUACGUCCUCACCUUUAACUUCCAGGGCAAAGCCAAGCACCUCCGUCUGUCGCUGAACGAGGACGGUCAGUGUCGGGUGCAGCACCUCUGGUUCCAGUCCAUCUUCGACAUGUUGGAGCACUUCCGGGUGCACCCGAUCCCUCUGGAGUCUGGCGGAGCCUCCGACGUCACGCUCAUCAGCUUCGUUGGCGCCACCGCCGUCCGCCAGCCAGGCCGGGACAGGGCAGGCAGUCGGCCCACAGUCUGUGACGUCAUCACCACUCGCCAUCCUGACUCUCCAUCAACCCCCAUCUCUGACUGUGUACUUGACCAGCAGACCCCGUAGCCCUCCUCAGCCUCCUCCCCUGCCGCCGGGCCGGCCGCCGCCACCGACUCCGCCCCAGGAGAGAGGAAAUGAGACGGAGACCGGAGGAGGAGGAGGAGGAGGAGCGGGAGAAGGAGGAGCAGCCACAGCGCCCGUGGUGAC